CGCUCGCUCCUGCAGCUCCCAAAGCCGGCUUCGCCGGGCGGGCGGCAGCUGGGUAGUCACCGACCGCCACGAAGCUACUGCCACGUCAGAGCAACUUCACAAAUCCCGGACGAGGGCAGGUGACGCAAGCCGGGCGGCCGCGGCAGGGCUGGGCCUGCGGCCACCCGAGGAGGCUGACCUCCAGCCCGGGCGCCCGGUUCAGCAACGCCCCGGCCGGCGCCGGCGCCGGUGCCUGCCAGGCACUCAGGGAGGCGGGGGCGCAGCGGAGGAGGCAGCGCCAUCGCGAAGCGAGCGCCUCGCCCGCACUCAGCCUUGCCACCCCGCCUGCAGUCCGGGCUGGACUGGGCGGCAUUUGCCGAGGCUCCUCGGCCAGUCCCCGUCCGCCCGAGCCGCGCUGAGACCCGGGCGGCGGCCGCGUGGAGAGGAGGUGGCAGCGGCCCGGGCGGUCGGAGCCAAGCCGGCGACCCACCAUGGAGACCCGCUACAACCUGAAGAGUCCGGCUGUUAAACGUUUAAUGAAAGAAGCGGCAGAAUUGAAAGAUCCAACAGAUCAUUACCAUGCGCAGCCUUUAGAGGAUAACCUUUUUGAAUGGCACUUCACAGUUAGAGGGCCCCCAGACUCCGAUUUUGAUGGAGGAGUUUAUCACGGGCGGAUAGUACUGCCACCAGAGUAUCCCAUGAAACCACCAAGCAUUAUUCUCCUAACGGCUAAUGGACGAUUUGAAGUGGGCAAGAAAAUCUGUUUGAGCAUCUCAGGACAUCAUCCUGAAACUUGGCAGCCUUCGUGGAGCAUAAGGACAGCAUUAUUAGCCAUCAUUGGGUUUAUGCCAACAAAAGGAGAGGGAGCCAUAGGUUCUCUAGAUUACACUCCUGAGGAAAGAAGAGCACUUGCCAAAAAAUCACAAGAUUUCUGUUGUGAAGGAUGUGGCUGUGCCAUGAAGGAUGUCCUGUUGCCUUUAAAAUCUGGAAGCGAUUCAAGCCAAGCUGACCAAGAAGCCAAAGAACUGGCUAGGCAAAUCAGCUUUAAGGCAGAAGUCAAUUCAUCUGGAAAGACUAUCUCUGAGUCAGACUUAAACCACUCUUUUUCACUAACUGAUUUACAAGAUGAUAUACCUACAACAUUCCAGGGUGCUACGGCCAGUACAUCGUACGGAGUCCAGAAUUCCUCAGCAGCAUCCUUUCAUCAACCUACCCAACCUGUAGCUAAGAAUACCUCCAUGAGCCCUCGACAGCGCCGGGCCCAGCAGCAGAGUCAGAGAAGGUCGUCUACUUCACCAGAUGUAAUCCAGGGCCACCAGCCAAGAGACAACCACACUGAUCAUGGUGGAUCAGCUGUACUGAUUGUCAUCCUGACUUUGGCAUUGGCAGCUCUUAUAUUCCGACGGAUAUAUCUGGCCAAUGAAUACAUAUUUGACUUUGAGUUAUAAUAUUGUUUUGUGACUUAUGAGCUGUGACUCAACUGCUUCAUUAAACAUUCUGCAUUGGGUAUAAUCUAAGAAUUGUUUACAAAAAGAUUAUUUUGUAUUUACCCUUCAUUCCUUUUUUUGAUCCUUAUAAGUUUAGCAUAAAUAUAUCUAGACAUUCAGACUAUGUCUAGCAGUUAUGUCCUGCUUAAAGGGACUGGAAGUCAAAGUUCCUUGUCUCACUAUUUGAUCUGCUUUGCAGGGAAAUAACUUGUUUUUUUCUCAUGCUUCACCUUCUUUUUGUGUAAAUUUGUAAUACUUUCCUAUAUUGCCCUUUGAAAUUUUUGGAUAAAAGAUGAUGUUUUAAGUUCCGAUGAGUAUUACUAGUUACUCAAUACCACUUACUGAGUACUCUGUUUCUAUGUAUGUGGAAUGUAUAGGGAUAGAAGAGUUGAAAAGGGAAAGCAAAACUCCUCAAGUAGCUUCCUUAAAAUGUCAUUCAUAGGAGAUGUACUGGGGUUGCUCAUUCUGUGACUUUAUUUGUGUCCUAAACAUUCUUCAGUGAAAAUAAUUUUAUUUCAGUCAAACAUUUAUUAGGAAAUGAGAUCACAUCUUUGUCACUGGAUGCUACUUGAAGAGGGAGUACUUUGUAACCACUUUGAUAUGCAGUUAUCACCACCCCCUGCCCCCUGAUGCCAUACUCAC
Molecule: messenger RNA, 2108 nt
Organism: Nomascus leucogenys (northern white-cheeked gibbon)
Lineage: Eukaryota; Metazoa; Chordata; Mammalia; Primates; Hylobatidae
Gene: UBE2J1
Product: ubiquitin conjugating enzyme E2 J1
Source: RefSeq, a predicted model, not a curated record